CCUUAAAGAAACGCUAGUACCUCUACGAGUCGGGGAGCUGCGCCUUAGUCCCGAGGAGACCCCAUUUUCGAUUGCACUGAACUCUCAGUCAGCAGCAUCCAAUACUCAGGGGUAACGGAAGGAACACAAGCCCCUAAUAAAUUGCCGUUCCCCGUCAGCCACCCUCCCCUGAUUCUCUCCUUAGUGCCGGCCACCUCGCUUUGUCUUUGUGUCUGUACGUAGCACUGAGGUGAGCUGAGUGGGGGGUGAGACGGCAGCCUGACCAUGCCCAGCUCGCUCUUUGCAGACAUGGAGAGGAAUGGGAGCGGAGGAGGAGGAGGCGAGACCCUGGAUGACCAGCGGGCCCUCCAAAUUGCCCUCGACCAGCUCUCGCUUCUGGGACUGGACAAUGACGAGAGCGCCAUGUACGACAACGAGCCGCGGAAGAAAAGCAUCAACAUGACGGAAUGUGUGCAGGUUCCCAGCUCGGAGCAUGUGGCGGAGAUCGUCGGCAGACAAGGCUGCAAGAUCAAAGCUCUGCGGGCCAAGACCAACACAUACAUCAAGACCCCGGUGCGCGGGGAGGAGCCAGUCUUUGUUGUGACUGGGAGGAAAGAAGAUGUGGCCUUGGCCCGAAGAGAGAUCAUCUCAGCUGCUGAGCACUUCUCAAUGAUCCGAGCCUCUCGCAACAAGAACGCGGCGGCGCUGAACGGGGGCUCGGUGCCCGCCCCUCCAAAUCUUCCCGGGCAGACCACCAUCCAGGUGCGGGUUCCUUAUCGAGUGGUGGGGCUGGUGGUGGGACCCAAAGGCGCUACCAUUAAGCGGAUCCAGCAGCAGACCCACACGUACAUCGUGACCCCGAGCAGGGACAAGGAGCCUGUGUUCGAGGUGACAGGAAUGCCAGAGAAUGUGGACCGAGCCCGGGAGGAGAUUGAGGCUCAUAUCGCUGUGCGCACGGGCGGACUCAUUGAGGUGGCGGAUGAGAAUGAUUUCCACGCCAAUGGCACUGAUGUGGGCUUUGAUUUGCACGGCAGCCUGUGGAGCAAAUCCAACCAAAGCUCAGGCAGCCGCAAGGCUUUAUCUAACUAUCGCAAUGACAGCUCCAGCUCCCUGGGCAGCGCCUCCACCGACUCUUACUUUGGGGGCACCAGGAUGGCAGAUUACAGCCCGCCCAGCCCCGACCUCAGCUACACCAACAAUAACAAUAAUAACAACGGCAAUGGAUAUGUGUACAGCACCGGCAUCUCCCCCGACUGCACUGACCUGGCCUUUGAGUCCGGAUUUGACCCUGCCCCUGCCCCGCCGCCUUCUGCCUAUACCUGGUCCCAACUGGAGCGCAGCACUGGCAGUGCCCCCUACCAUAACAAUGCCAACGGGAUCCUGCUCAAUCAGAGGAGGCUCAAUGGAGUGGGCUGCACCACUGCCCCCAGGCUCUCGCCACCCCUGCACACAUGCAAUGGACUGUCCGAGCAUCCGUUAGCACGCCGGGUGCGCAGUGACCCUGGGGGUGGUUUGAGCUACUCUGCUUACAGCAACAUGGCCUGCGACUCCUCUUCAUCAUCGUCCUCUUCCUCCAGCAGCAGCAGCAGCUCUUCCUCCUCCAGCUCGUCUUCCUCUUCAUCCGGCAUGAGGAGAAAGGGCAGCCGUGAAUGCUCCAUCUGCUUUGAGAGUGAGGUGAUCGCUGCCUUGGUCCCUUGUGGGCACAACCUGUUCUGCAUGGAGUGUGCCAACCGCAUCUGUGAGAAGAACCAGCCCCAGUGCCCAGUGUGCCAUGCAGGGGUCACCCAGGCCAUCCGCAUCUUCUCCUAAAUCCUUCCCUCCAUCUCCAGGAAACGGGCCAGUGAGCAGCUACAUUCCCACUUGUAUGGUGCCAUACACCUGUGUAUAUACCCUACACGGAUCCUUUAAUAUAUUAAUAUAUUGUAAUAUAUUAAUAUUCAGAUAAUAUAUAUAUUUAGAUUUGUGUUUUUAUUUCUUAUUCUGUGUCCAUCAAUGCUGUACCACCCUGGUUAUUACUUGCUUAAAUCUAUUUAAUACCUUCUAGCAUAACUUAAUGCCAUGCUAUUAUUUCUUAAAGGGGCAGGGGAUGUUGAGGCGCAAAUGUCUCUGUAACUUCAUGUGAGCUGAUGCCCUCCUGCUCUUGAACUACUGCUCCCACUGCCCCUAGGGUUGUUGGAAUGUGGUUAGUUCUAGUACAACAGCAGCAGGGCCAGGGGUUCAGUUAUACACUAAUUCAUGUUAUUGCCUUUAUCAGAUGGUUAUCAUGGAAUGGGCAAAAGGAAUGCCCAGCCUGUUACCCUCCUGCAGCCGUUGAGUUAUGUCACCCAGCAUCACUUUCCCCUCAUGUUACAGCUUCAUCUCAAUUACCAAAUACUGUCUGGGACAGUUAAAGGGUCCCAAGCUAGAAUUCCUCUCUGUAGUGAUCUGCUUUGGCAAAAUGUGGUGCAGGCACUUGAUUUAAGUACCCGCCUCCUUUAUUGUUGUACCCACCCCCCAGCGUCAUUAUGUAAAUAGCUUACAGCGCCACUUUCAAAUGCGCCUUUUUCUAGAAGCAAUAUUCAUUUGCACAUCUGCUCUUCUGCGUUUGUUACAUUGAGAUCACUGGGUCUUCCUUGGCAUCCAAACAGGACAUAUUGCUACAUGGCUAUUUAACCCUUUAUAGCUGGUGGGUGGUCACCUAGGCAUUCAUUGGAUUAUAAGCACCCCCAUUUGCCUUGAAGCGGCUAAAUAAUGAUGUUGGGACAUCGGAUCUCACAGAUUUUAUUAUUUUCUUUUUUUGGGGAAAAAACAUACUUUGGCAAGUGGGAAUGUGGCUACAAAGCUGCAGUAUCUGCACGUUAAUGAUUAUUAUUUCAUCCCUUCUUAAUGGAAAUUGCAGGCUACUUUUCCAUAAUCACAUAUAUCGUAAGCUUGGGGAGAAUAUAAGUGACAUUUAUUGCAUGCUCUUAAUACGAACAACAACAUCCUGGUUGCAGAAGCAUUUGUUUCACUCUGCACUUGAUGUUAUCGUUCCUUUUAAUCCGAUUAAGUACUUCUGAUAGCAGGCUUCUAGCAUACAAUAUGUGCCCCUCUUAGCUAGUCACUGGCCAAAUGCUUAUGAGAAGCGGAGAGAUACUUUUAUGACGAUACACGGCUAAUAUUGCUUUUUUUUUCCCCUGACCUUUUCCAGUGAAAAAAAAAAA
This is a messenger RNA of Xenopus laevis (African clawed frog), 3161 nucleotides long. It is a transcript of the gene mex3b.S, whose product is annotated as mex-3 RNA binding family member B S homeolog. Gene Ontology annotation, cellular component: cytoplasm; P-body; nucleus. Gene Ontology annotation, molecular function: RNA binding; nucleic acid binding. Lineage: Eukaryota; Metazoa; Chordata; Amphibia; Anura; Pipidae. The record is from RefSeq and is marked provisional.